Camelina sativa (false flax) is the source of this 1109-nucleotide messenger RNA. RefSeq names its product E3 ubiquitin-protein ligase SP1. NCBI's taxonomy places the organism in Eukaryota, Viridiplantae, Streptophyta, Magnoliopsida, Brassicales, Brassicaceae. Gene Ontology annotation, biological process: organelle organization; protein ubiquitination. The record is from RefSeq and is a predicted model, not a curated record. Gene Ontology annotation, molecular function: ubiquitin-protein transferase activity.
UUCAUCCCUGCUCUUCUCUCUGUCUCUCUCUGGAUUCUUCUAACUAAGCAUAGACAAGUAGAAAACUUCAAACCUCGAUGGAAAGUUUGUUGCUUGAAGUAGCUGUUUUUCUUUCAUGCGGUGGUGUAGGAUAUUAUCUCUUCGGCCGUAAAAUUAGAAGGAGAGCUGACUACUUGGACAGUAUAACCCGUGUACACGAUCUAAAUCGGUUAGAUGAUGAGUUGGUUGCAAAAAACACCACGAGUCUCAUUGUUGUGGUAUCCGGAAGAGUUGGUUCUGCAGCGCCCCUUAACUGCAAGAAUAAUGGUCUCUUGGCUGUUCUUGUGAAGGAACAGGCCAAAGUGGAUUGUGAGAUUGAGUUAGAAGAUGGUGGUUUGGUAAAGACGUCUCUAAACUUUCUGUUACGUCAAGAGGAGACUCCUUGGUAUCUAGAAGAUAAUACGGGUCAUCAGGUGAAUGUACUGGGAGUUGAAGAUGCCGUAGGAUUUCAUGGUAUUUUUAAUUACUAUCCAUUUGAUAUGCCAGCAAGUGAACUCUUCGAAGGGGUUGUUUUACCCCAAGGCACAAAGGUGCUUGAACAUAAUUGUCAUGGGCGUGCUCUUAAUAUUGGUACUUACUUGACUUUUGUUGGCAAGGCUGUAAAAGACAAAGCUGGGAAUCUCGUGAUUCAAGGACCCAAGGGACGAUCUCUUCGGGUCUCCAAAGGAGAGGGCUCAUUUGAAAGUAUGGUUGAUAGACUGAAGUCAAAAUCAGAGGCUUGGAUCAGGAUGGGGCUGAUUUUUGGAACGCUUGCUGUGACUUUAUUCGUCAUGUAUGGUGUGGUAUAUCUAAGAAAAGCAUUGCUAGAAGAGUUAGAUAGAAGAUCAAAGAAGAAGUCUAAAUCAUACAGCGGGACAACCCAUCAGCGAGAAAAAUCAGACACCAGCCCUUUGCCCGUAGGAUUAGCUUGCCUUCUGGUUGAAGAUUGUUGAAACGCUUGGAGUGUUGCAAAGAUACAAAGGAGGAAUCUUUUUUAGUUUGUAGCCUUAUAUAUUUUAGUUAUGUUCAUGGAUUCAGUAUAUAAUACACUUUGUUUUGGGUCAAUUAUUUUAUAUAUAUAUGUUUUUGUU